This is a messenger RNA of Xylaria bambusicola, 1813 nucleotides long. RefSeq names its product homogentisate 1,2-dioxygenase. The transcript is spliced from 2 exons. Gene Ontology annotation, molecular function: homogentisate 1,2-dioxygenase activity. Lineage: Eukaryota; Fungi; Ascomycota; Sordariomycetes; Xylariales; Xylariaceae. The coding region runs from base 260 to 1633 and encodes 457 amino acids. Gene Ontology annotation, biological process: L-phenylalanine catabolic process. Gene Ontology annotation, cellular component: cytoplasm. The record is from RefSeq and is a predicted model, not a curated record.
UGACCCCUCAUCGCCGUCUCAUCUAGGUAGCCUAACCUCGGUAGCCUAACCUCGGUGGUUGCUAUUAAUGCGUUAUCAACCUUCACUCUGUGUAACCCAAACAAUGGAAGGAUUUAUAUGCAUCGAUCAAGCAAACUGUUGAGUUGAGAGUCGGCCAGAAAGGAAAGCGGUACAGUGACUCGAGAUGAAUAUGUUCAACUACCCUACUAAGGUUAGCCAUUGACCCGAGCGAAGAGGAGCCUGCAGUGCAGCCAUCAAAAUGGCACCAGUCACAAGUUUCUAUGUUGAGGACCCAUACAUCUAUAUGAAUGGAUUCAAUGGCUAUCAUCAAUCGGAAGCCGUAGCUAGAGCAAAUCCGAGCGUCAUUAACAGCCCACAAAACCCUCCGUUUGGACUCCGAACAGAGAGAAUCUCAAACUCAUCUUUCGUAGCUCCAAGCCGUGAGCGGAAUUUCCACACAUGGCUCUACCGUAUCAACAGUUCCUUGCAGCGCACUCAUUUCACACUUCUUGACAGCACCUCCGAGAGUGCAAAUCCACCCGUACCAAAUCAUAUCACGCCCGAUUCCUAUAUAUGGCCAACUAUUCCGGUAGCCGACGGCGCAGAUUGGACGCAGCAGAAGCUUCUAGGCCGCAAUGGGGAUCCUCAGAAAAAGUCGGGGUGCGCUAUUUGGGUAUUUAGCGUCACAGGGGAUAUGUCUGCGCGAACCGCAUUCUCUUGCCUCGAUGGCGAGAUGUUGAUUGUACCACAAUCUGGGGCGCUAGAUAUUCAGACCGAGGUUGGGAAACUUGUUAUACGACAAAACGAGAUUGCAGUGAUUCCACGAGGUAUUCGCCAUAGGGUAACGCUGAAAGCUGGUCGUCCUGCCCGAGGCUACGUAUUCGAGCUCUUCGAAGGUCACUUCGAGCUCCCUGCCCUAGGGGUGAUAGGAUCUACAGGUUUGGCCAAUGUGCGCGAUUUCCAGAUUCCCGUCGCUCACUUCGACGGCAACGUAGUCGAGGACGACCAAGGCGACAAGGUCGUCAAGGCAAGUGAUGACGGGGACUGGAGAAUCAUAUCUCGUCUUAACGGGCAAUUAUGGACAUGUAUGCAGAAUCACACCCCCUUUGACGUAGUUGCGUGGCACGGAACUUGUUACCCGUAUAAAUACGACCUUGCACGCUUCUGUGUUAUGGGUAACACCCUCUUCGAUCAUCAUGACCCGUCUCUGUACACGGUGCUUACUGCGCCGUCGUAUGGCAAGGCACCUGGAACAGCCGUCAUGGAUUUCGCCGUCGUUCCACCUCGAUGGCAAGUUGCCAAGGAUUCGCUUUGGAUCCCUUAUUACCAUCGGAACGUGAUGCAAGAGUUUUUCUUUCCAAUUAUCUACGAACAGUCUCCCAGCAUCCCUUUCAAUAGUGGCCAUGAAUUUGGCCCAUUCGUGGGCGGCCUGCAUGGUUCCAUGGUUGCACACGGAUCGCCAGAGAACGAAUAUCUGCGGGCCACCGACAUCGAUACGACAAAGCCUAUCAAGGUCAACGCCGACGGUAUGAUGAUCGCACUUGUGGAGACAGAACUGCCAUUCUAUCUAAGCAAAUGGGCAUUCCAGAGUGCUGUGAAGAACUUCAACGGCAAAACAAGCUCGAAGUUGUAGUUGCCAGCGCGUUCUGGGAGCAAGAGCACUCCUAGAAGAAGCCAUCAAUCUGAUACAAAGCAGGUCGAGCUGAAGAGUGAAAGGAGUGUAUAAUCGGAACUUUCACUGAACAUUAAGUCUUCGUGUGAUUCAAGGACCAUCUUGGUUCUACCACUAGUGGGCUUACUAGAAGCUGCUCCG